This is a messenger RNA of Aspergillus ochraceoroseus IBT 24754, 3444 nucleotides long. RefSeq names its product RNA-binding ribosome biosynthesis protein MAK21. The transcript is spliced from 4 exons. The record is from RefSeq and is a predicted model, not a curated record. Gene Ontology annotation, cellular component: nucleus. The coding region runs from base 9 to 3350 and encodes 1113 amino acids. NCBI's taxonomy places the organism in Eukaryota, Fungi, Ascomycota, Eurotiomycetes, Eurotiales, Aspergillaceae.
AUAUAACCAUGGCAAAAGGCAAGGGAAAGCGCUCUACCGGGGCGAAUUCGAUUCCUGUGAAAGGUGGAGUCGCCGACACUAACUCCAACCCUGGAGCAGAUGCUUCACUCCAGAUCGAGGAGAGUGCAUUCGCCGGUCUCCGCCAAAAGAUUGAGCAGAGGUUGAAGGAGAGUGCAACCAAACAGAAAUCGAAGAACACCAAAUCGAACACGGCUCCCAAUGAUAGUGCGAAGAAAGAUGACAAAAAUGUUUCGAAGCCCGGCCAAAAACCAGCAGCCCAUUCCGACAAAAACGUCAAAGGGAAAAAGCGGGACCGCAACGGGGAGGUAAUUGCUAGAGAAGAGAAAAAGAAAGCUAGCAACCCCAAGCCAUCUAAGGGGGAUGAUGGAGAUGAGGCUGAUACUCUUCGACAAGAAAUCCUGGCUCUUGGGGGGACCGAGGAAGACUUUGAGCUCCUCGCCGGAGUCGAUUCUGAGGAUGAGGUAGAAGAGGUGGCAGAUACUUCAAAGAAAUCGAAAACUCGAUCAAGUGAGGAUUCUCUGCGAAAAGAGUUGUCGACUAUUCUUGCUGCCGCUGGCCAGAUUGUCCCAGAUGAUAUUGAAGAUGAGGAAGUAGAAGAGGAAGAUGAAGCAGAGGAAGAGGAGGAGGAAGAGGAGGAAUCUUCAGCGGAGAACGACACAUCCAAUGAUGAAACUGCAGUCCAGGAAAUAAAGCAGUCGAAUGCAAAGCCGCCUAAACAGGAAAUCCCUGAGCCCGUCUUCCCCAAGGAAUUCUCGAAGCUUACUGUCCGGCCGAGAUCCGAUUGGUAUAUGGCUCAACUCGCCCCCGUCUCAACAAAAAAAGCGGCUGGACUGCCUCGACAUGUGGUGGAUACGGUUUACAAGUAUGCUGUAUCACUACUUGAGAAGGAGAACAAGAUGUAUGCGGACGCCCAGCAGGCUUCGGCAUCUUCGUCUUACAAGUUCUACUCUACUAUCAUGUCAUCCGGAACUCUUAGUGAUAAGAUUUCAGCACUGACACUGGCCGUGCAGGAGUCUCCCUUGCAUAACACCAAGGCAUUGGAGAACCUCAUCGCCCUUGGAAAGAAGCGUAGCCGUGCUCAGGCAGUAGAAGUGCUUCGUUCGUUGAAAGAUAUGUUUGCCCAGGGCACCCUUCUCCCAAACGAUCGCAGAUUGCGUUCAUUUGCAAACCAACCCUCUCUUGUCGCUGCCUUCAGCGGCGCAGGAAACAGAUGGUCCGAGGGAUCUCCACUCCCAGGUGGUCUCCAAAACAGCCACUUGAUUGUGUGGGCGUACGAACACUUUCUUAAAGACCAGUAUUUCGAGGUCCUUAAAAUUCUGGAAGUGUGGUGCAAUGACGAGAUUGAGUUUUCUCGCACCAGGGCAGUGAGUUACGUCUACGAGUUGCUUAAAGAGAAGCCAGAGCAGGAAGCCAAUCUCUUGCGAUUGCUCGUCAACAAACUGGGCGAUACAUCCAAAAAAAUUGCGUCUCGAGCUUCCUAUCUGCUGCUGCAGCUUGAACAAGCUCAUCCUUUGAUGAAACCGACGGUCAUCAAGGCAGUCGAGGAAGUGUUGUUCCGGCCAGGCCAAAGUCAGCACGCCAAGUACUAUGCGAUCAUCACUCUGAAUCAAACGGUGUUGAGCUUGAAGGAGGAAGAAGUUGCAAUUCAACUGCUUGAUAUUUACUUUUCCCUCUUUGUCGCGCUGCUUAAGCCUACCAAGGAGGUUAAAUCCAAGGGAGGCAAGAAGCAUGGCAAGUUUGGGAAGAAAAACCACAAAGGAAAAGAUGCCCUCGAAAAGGGACAGGCCCAAACUGAGGAAAUGCAGGACAAGUUGGUCUCUGGAGUGUUGACUGGUGUAAACCGGGCUUAUCCAUUUACAAGCUCUGAUACUGAACGGCUGGCAAAGCACAUCGAUACUCUUUUCCGCAUUACGCACUCUUCCAACUUCAACACGAGUAUUCAAGCUCUCAUGCUAAUCCAACAGUUGACAUCAUCUCACCAGGUGUCAACCGACCGCUUUUACCGUACUCUCUACGAAUCCCUUCUUGACCCUCGGGUAGUUACCUCGUCCAAACAGCCUUUGUACCUUAAUCUCCUAUUCAAGGCACUUAAGAAUGAUGUCAAUGACCGACGGAUCAAGGCAUUUGUAAAACGAAUAGUGCAGGUCCUUGGAUUGCACCAGCCGGCCUUUAUAUGCGGUGUCUUUUAUCUGAUCCGCGAACUGGAAAAGACCUUUAUCGGUCUCCAGUCGCUCUUUGAUCAGCCGGAAGACAACGAGAGCGAUGAAGAGGAGGUAUUCAGGGAUGUUCCGGACGAGGAUGAUGAGGUGCAACCAGCGGUGGAGGAGAAACCCAAAAAGCGAUCCAACGGCUACGAUCCCCGCAAACGAGACCCCGAACACAGCAAUGCUGACAAGACUUGUCUCUGGGAAUUGCUACCUUACUUGUCCCACUUCCACCCAUCUGUGUCAGUGAACGCAUCACAUCUACUGGAGCACCAGCAGAUGAGCGGAAAGCCCGACAUGACAUUGCACACUUUGACUCACUUCCUGGACCGAUUCGUUUACCGCGCGCCCAAGGCGGCGGCAGCUACCCGCGGCUCUUCCAUCAUGCAACCGCUUGCUGGCAGCGAUGCGAAGGAUCGGUUCUUGGCUUCCGCGAAGCAGCAGCAGCAGCUACCGCUCAACUCGGAGGCGUUUUGGCGGAAGAAGGCCGAAGACGUGGCGGUGGAAGAUGCCUUCUUCCACGAGUACUUUAACCGACUCGGGAAGGAGAAGGAGAAGGCUCAGAAGAAGAAGACCGGGGGCGCCGGAGACGAGGAUGAAGAAGAUGCAGAAGAGCCCAGCGAUGCCGAGUCGGAGAUCUGGAAAGCUCUCGUUGACUCUCGACCAGACCUGGAGGCUGGAGAUGAGAGUGAAGAUGACGUUGAUCUGGACGAUUUGGAGUCUGCCUACGAUCAAGAUGAGGAUGAGGAAGGCGGAGAUGAUGAUGAAGUCAUCUUCAAUGACGAGUCCGACGAAGAUAUGGAGGAUGCUGGCGAGGUGGAGGCGGAGGAAUGGGCUGGCCUCGAGGAGUCCGCUCCGAAGUCCAAGGCUGGCAAGGGCCGGGCUACCAAGGAAGAUGAGUUCGAGGAUGAGGACGACUUCGACAUGGAUGUUUCAGACGAAGAGGCGUUCCUCGACAGCGACGAGGAACUGCCGUCGGAUCUGGAAGUCGGAGGCGGAGUGGAACUCCCGAAGGACGAGGACAAGUCGGAUCGGAAGAAGCGCCGUAAACUCAAGCAUCUCCCAACGUUUGCUUCGGUGGAUGACUACGCGGCAUUGCUUGCGGGGGAAGAUGAGGGGAUGUAAGAAGGGAAGGAGGAGAGGAAGGAGGAGGAGCAGCAGCAGUAUUUGGUAUAUUAUUUUGAUAGGUUGGUGGCUGCCUAUAGAUCAUAAAAUUCAU